AUAAACAACAUGAAGUUGGCCAUCAUCGCUAUCCUUGCUACCUUGGCCGCCUCUGCCCCUCAAGACAGCUACAGAGCUCCGCAUCAGGAAUCCAGGGAGGACGAGGUGGUGCCCAUCCUGAGGGACGAACGAGUCCAUGAUGAAGAUGGAAAAUUCAACUUCGAAAUUGAGACUGGCAAUGGCAUUAGCAUAUCUCAAGCCGGCUUACCAGACGAUGAUUCUGGAGCGGUAAUUAAGGCUGGAAAGUACUCAUACACUGCCCCUGACGGAACUCUGGUUGAAGUAAAGUUCGUAGCUGACGAAAAUGGAUUCCAGCCUCACUCUGACCAUCUGCCAGUGGCUCCCGAGUUCCCUCACCCAAUCCCUCAGUUCGUACUUGACCAGAUUAUCAAGGCUGCUGCAGAGGAUGCUGCUCGUGCUGAGGAUACUAGCUCAUCAGAGGAAGGCGCUGACUAUCCCUCGGUCAGUUCUCCCAAUCGUGUUUACGGUGUUCCACACUAACUCUUGCAGUCUGAUAAUUUAUCUCGUAUUUAUUGUUUUUAAACUUAUUUCAGUAAAAGAUUAAACAA
Molecule: messenger RNA, 569 nt
Organism: Cherax quadricarinatus
Lineage: Eukaryota; Metazoa; Arthropoda; Malacostraca; Decapoda; Parastacidae
Product: cuticle protein AMP1A
Cellular component (GO): chitin-based extracellular matrix
Molecular function (GO): structural constituent of chitin-based larval cuticle
Source: RefSeq, a predicted model, not a curated record